Formica exsecta is the source of this 3249-nucleotide messenger RNA. It is a transcript of the gene Cluap1, whose product is annotated as clusterin-associated protein 1. Gene Ontology annotation, biological process: cilium assembly. Bases 387 to 1706 code for a protein of 439 amino acids. The transcript has 6 exons. Gene Ontology annotation, cellular component: intraciliary transport particle B; cilium; centrosome. The record is from RefSeq and is a predicted model, not a curated record. NCBI's taxonomy places the organism in Eukaryota, Metazoa, Arthropoda, Insecta, Hymenoptera, Formicidae.
UGCGAUUAUCAAAGCUGGAUGCAAUACAUACUUUAAUUUUUCUUCCAGAAAAUAGCAUGCUUUGUAAUAAUUUAUCGAAUUAUAUUUUACGCGCGGAAAAUUGCACUUUGAGUUUUUUUAUAUAUAUUGCCAUUUCUUACACUUGAGUAAUUUAAUAUUUGUAAGUUUAGAAUAAUCUAAAAUUUGUAAUAAAAUUGGAUUUUAUAUUACUUUUAAAGAUUAAAUUAAUUGCCUCGCGCUUCUUAUUCGUGGUAAGUAUGUAUGUAUGUAUGUACAAAUGGGUUUCUAUGGUAACAUUUGCCACAAAUAAGAAAGCACGUAAGAAUACACGGUGAAAUCUGCAUAUCUCAAUUACAGUGGUUGAGCACUGACUUUUUCCUGCGAAAAUGUCCUACCGUGAUUUACGUAAUUUCACAGAGAUGAUGAGAGUGCUGGGCUACCCGAGACUAAUUUCCAUCGCGAAUUUUCGCGUACCGAAUUUUCCUUUGGUCGCCGAGAUCCUAGUUUGGCUGGUGAAACAAUUUGAUCCAGAUAACGAUAUGCCCAACGAUCAUGAUACCGAAGAGCAACGCGUGGCGUUGAUACGAAGUGUCGCUGAAUUUAUGGCAUUGAAGACAAAUAUCAAAUUAAACACAAAGAAGCUGUAUCAAGCCGAUGGUUACGCGGUGAAGGAAAUGUUGAAAAUUACAACGAUGCUGUACGAUGCUCAAAAUAGUUGUAGCAUCGAGGAAAAUCGAUCCGACAAUAAUCAGAGUGUAGUGAAUUUCGACAUAUCCGAUAAAAUUAAUGAGCUGAAAACGACGCGACAGCUCGCCAGUCAAUUGACUAUCAACGGGGCGACUCUCUUCGAUUUACUUGGCCGAGAAAUGGAGCUUCGAGAGAUUCGCAAUACAAAAAUUGCCAGGGAAUUCGACACCUCGGAAAUAGAAGCAGCUUUGAAAGACGUUAUCGCGAAUACGCAUAAAGAGAUUGACGAAACCAAGAAGCAAAUUGAAAAUGUCAAGGAUACGGAACAAAACCUAGAUGUGAGAAUCGAGAGACGGCGAACGGAACUCGAUAGGAAUCAAAAGAGACUCCACACAUUAAAGAAAGUCCGUCCAGCGUUCAUGGAGGAAUUCGAAAAGCUUGAAAUUGAGUUGAGAGCUUUAUACGAUGAUUAUUUACAGAAAUUUCGUUAUCUGGCAUACUUAGAACACUUGUAUGAAGAUGCGGCCAAAGCAGAGCAAGAAAGAUUCGAAAGACGACAAGCUGCAACCAAGAAGCAAUUGGAGCAAAUGAGAACCGAAGAUUCAAACUUUGAAAGUAUGAUGGAAGGGAACGAUUCCUUAUUCGCUACAAAUCUUCAAGAACCAUUAGUUACUUCGCUUGCAAAUCCAGAGACCGCGACAACGGAAAAAUCUGGCCAAUCCGCCCAUGUCAAACCAAGCACUGGGAAAGCAUCGAAGAUGCAAUAUACACAGCGGCGCAUUUACGGUAGCAUGUCUGGACGGCAAAGGGGUACGAUUCAAGAAUCAAAUGACAGCGACGGCUCGUUGGACAGCGAUAGCGACUUAUUAAUCGACGGUGAUCUUGACGAUGACGAUGACGAUGAUGACGAUCUUUUGAAUUCUGUAGGUGCACCGGAUAUCGGCGGAUAUGACCUUAAAGCUGCCCAAGAAAAGCGAUCUGUUAGUAAGAUAGACAGACAUUCGGACGAUGAUUUUUAAUCAAUAUAAUGUGGUCUCUCUGCUAAUCGUCAGCAUGUUUUCUAUAAUAGUAGAUAGAAAUUGUAUAUAUGCAAGAAAAAAAUAUAUAUUUAUAAUGAGAUACAUAAAGUGCAACAUAUAGAAAUAAAAAUAUAAUAAUUUAUGAUUUUAUAUAUGUUUGAGGGUGGUUUCGAAAAUAAAAAAAAGAAAUACAAUGUCUUUUUCUUAUUUAAUAAACAAAAACCACACACAAAAUGAGUUCUAACUUAUUUCUCCACGUAAUCUGCAAUUAGAUGUAGGCAUUUGUCUCAGCGUUACCACUUUUAAACGUUCUUGUAUGUGCAUUAAACUCUUCUGUACUUUACUUUUGAAACUUCCCUUGUACAUAUAUAUACUCUUAUAAACAAAUGCUCUUAACAUUAAUAUAUUAAUAAAAUUUACAUAAAUAAUGCAAUUUGUAGUUUUUAAAUAAUAUGCAACAAAGAUUCAAGGAAAUCGAAGUAUAUAUUUUUUUGUCCUAAUAUCAUAUUUAUUUUCGUCAACAUAAUCGUCGAUGUCGACACAUUGUAAAUUGUAGCUCAUCGAUCACAUGUAACUUAGGUCUAUCGUAUAUGCCCAUGUACGUGUGUCCACGUAUGCACAUGCGUCCAUGUAUACACAUAUAUACAUAAACUUGUGUAAGAAACGCGUAAGAAACACGAUCCUUUAUAUAUUUUAACAAAGAUAUAGAAAGAUUUUGCUAGACGUCGGCCACAGCGGCAUUCGGCAACGGUAUGGCUAUCCCGAUUCUGUUGCCAAUAAUGUUUCUCUUAUUAUCUGGUAAGUUGUACCUAUUUGAAACAUUUUAUCUUUCUACCAAAUUCACUUGUGCGACUUCAUCAUCGGCCUAUGUUUGCUUGUGUGCGUACAACGAAAAUGUUUCACUGUUUAUUGCUUAAAUAAUGUGGUCAAAAUAAUAAAUCAGGUAAUAAUUUUGCACAGCAAAUUCAUAAAUAUAUAUAUGUCCAUCUUUUUAAAAAAAAUUUUUUUAAAUUUUUAUAGAUUGUAAAAAAUAUUUUUUAUUAAAAAUUCAUUAUUUUAAUAUUUUCGAUAUAUAUAUAUUUUUUUUUUUUUGCUCAGAAUUCUGCAACUUAAUCCACCAUAUUGAUUGUUAUUGAAUUACAUAACAAUUUAUCAUAUUACAAAAUAUGAUCAUUCACGAUUUUUGUAUACUGUGAUGUAAAAGAAAACAUAUUGCACACAUGAAUAAAACAAAUAAUUUCAGAUUUGUUAUAAGAUCUUGAAAAGAAAAAGUAUUAUGUAUAUGACUAUUAGUAUACCUCUCUGUUUAAAUAAAUUCACAUCCUUUCAACAUUGGAUUUCUUACAAAUUUCCGACGGAUUGUAUCGGAAAUAAUAUUUUUUCGAGAACAUUGCAUAUCUCCUAGGCUGUCUCUGCAGAUCGAAUGUCUAACACUCUCCUAAAUACAUAUUAUACAUAUAUCACUAUGCUAAUUAUUGAUUCUAUAGAUAUGCGUAAGAUACAUUGUGCGGAUUUACAAAUAUUAAAAAAAAAAAAAAAGAUU